This is a messenger RNA of Planococcus citri (citrus mealybug), 5109 nucleotides long. Its product is annotated as PWWP domain-containing protein 2A-like. The transcript has 5 exons. Lineage: Eukaryota; Metazoa; Arthropoda; Insecta; Hemiptera; Pseudococcidae. The record is from RefSeq and is a predicted model, not a curated record. The coding region runs from base 242 to 2065 and encodes 607 amino acids. Gene Ontology annotation, cellular component: chromocenter; nucleus. Gene Ontology annotation, molecular function: chromatin binding.
UUAUAUAUCGUUGCAAUACUGAAUUGAGCUAUCUGUCGUGUUUUAUGAUUUUGUAGAUUUUCUUUGUCAAAAUCAAAAGCUUACACAGUUAUUUAGAUGAAAUCUUUUAUUUUAUUCCGUGUUUUUAAUUCAAUAGAUUAGUUCAAUCUAAACCGAGAUAUAUAUAUGAAAUGUCGACGAUUUAGUAGUUCGCGAAGCGUUAUUCACCUCAACAUCGAUGCUGUAAAGUGCCCAUUUGAAUAUGGCAGAAUGCAAUAUGAAAACUGAAACUUCUGAUAUCAAUUUACUCAAGAGUACGAAAAUAUUAGUCUACGUCGAAGAAGCGUUGCAAGAUUUGCUAGUCGUAUCUUACGUAUUCGAUAGUAAAUUUUUCCAAGGCAUUUUACUAGAUUCGUCGAAAAGACGUAUCCCUGCUGGAAUUCCACUCCCGACGACGCCAAAUUCGAAGAAAAAUAAUGCCGCAGAAGAGGAUAUUUUAUGUAAAGCUAUCAAUCAACGGUUUACGUAUUUCCAAGACCUAUCGGUAAACGGAGUGGGAAAAUGGAAUGCGAAAAAGACGAAAAAUGGAAAGAUGAAGAAUACUCGGAUGAACGUUCGCUUGCGUCCGAGACAAGUGCUGUGUUCCAAAUGUCGUUCAAUUUGUAACGAGAAUUCCGAAAAUGUCGACCAUUCGAAGAAAGCCAGCGGCGACCAACCUGGCAGUAAAUUGGCAGUAGCUGUCGAAAACAGCCGUCGAUCGUUACGUCUUUCAACCACUAUCGAAAAGAGUCCAAGACCACUGCUGUACGAGAACUUUAAAAAUCAUCAGAUGAAAACCAGAAGUUCGGAAGAGUCGGCUGCGAUGCUGACACCUUCGCUAGUCCCGAAGUUAGCCAGAUUACAGCCGAACGAAAUAGCUGGCGCUUUGAAUGGUAAAUUUUCUCCCAAGUUGUCGCUGUUGAAUGGAAACUGUUGCCUUAAACCAGUCAUAGCGUCACCUAAAUCCGAAUCGUCGGAUAGUAAAUUCUCCCUAGAUGGCGAACAAGAAUUCGCCGUUUCGUUACCGGAACCGGGCAACAUACCGCAGAAGAGUGCCGUAGAUAUGGAAAUAGUCGCUAAUAAAAACGCAGCGAACGAAGUAGAUGGUAAAAUGGUGCUUCGGAAGAAGCACAGUAUCGGUAGCAUGGAAGAUCUAUGGGAUGAGAGUGUAUUCGAAGAUCAAAUGCUGAAAACAAAGACUACUCCGGUAUUGAAAAUAUCUUUCGGUACCGAAGGCCAAGGUACCGUUUUGAAAAUACCUGCCAAAAUCACCAAUAACACUAGCGAAAGCGAACCGGACGAGAGUCACGUUGAAACACGAUCUAUGAUGAGGGCAGCUCGUAAAGCGCACAAAAAGGCUAAAAAAGAGGCCAAGAAACGUAUGAUCGCUAUCACGUCUCCGGCUCGGUCUCCGGCGUACGAGAAUUUUUUCGCUCAUCGUAGCCGACAUAAGAUCAAGCGAAAACGAAAACACAAGUAUCAGCGUACCGCAGCGUCCGAAUUACACGACAGCGAUAGUGAGAAAAAUAAAAACGAAAAAUUAUCCAUUAGUUUUAAAAGGCUGGGCGGCAACGCGUACACAGCUACGAGAACCGAGUCGCCCAACUCCAGCCCUAGCAGUCAUUCCGACGAAGAUGCUAGUCCAGGGUUACCCGAAUCUGCUGGCAUCGAUCUUGAGUCAAUACCAAGCGAGAGCAGUUCGUAUAAGAUGAAGAAUGGCAAAGUCAUCGAAGUCGGAGAUGUGAUAUGGGGCAAAGUACACGGAUUUUCGUGGUGGCCGGGGAAGGUAUUAACAUUCAAAAUUAAUACUAAAGAACAGAAUAAAUUAUUCGCGUAUAUUUCUUGGUUUGGCUCAUCGACUGCAUCCGUAAUAACCUGUGAUAACCUGUGCCCUUUUUUAGAUAAUUAUAAAUUGCGGUUUAACAAACGCAAAAAAUCUGGUCAGUAUAAAGAAGCUGUUAAAAUCGCUACCGUCGAAGCGAAAAAGAAACGAGGAUUGCAUAUGCGUUCCAGAAAUUCAAUGUGCUCCGGCACGAGUCGUUUUUAAAACACAUUUUGCGAGAAAAAUCGUCGCAGGUCGAUUACCAAUAUGUAUAUAAGAAAAAGCCCUGAUUUAUGAACGUUUUUUAAUUUAUUUACCUACUUUGGUUGGUUAUUCGCUGUAUGUAUUGGUGUACAAUACUACAAUAUAUUCCAUUGAUCAUGAUUCAAGACUUGCUGUGAUCUACGACGUAGAUAAUGUACUGUGUUAUGUGAAAAACUCAACGCUCAUUGAAUUGAGAUUGAUUACCUCAACUGUUAGUCAGUUUAAUUUUUUAUUCAGCCAUUACAUGAUUUUUUUUCUUCAAAUAAUUAUUUAACCUUCUGAAAUCUCAAAACUGAUUCUAAACCUUAUAUUUUUCUGAAAGAAAAAAAUUCAUGCCUGACCCAUUUUUUUGAAAAAAAACGCAGUACAUACAUUUACUUCUUAGAUUUAUAUGUAUUUUUAAAAAAUAAUUAAUAUUAAUUUUGAAAGUGGUGAUCGGCCGUGAGAUUUUCAUCAAUAUCUAUACUAUGUAAGUAACUAAGCAUACAGUGUAUUAUAAUGGGCCAAAGUUUUACCAUUUCUCGUUAGAUUCUUGUUUUUAAUUUCUUUUAUUUUUAUCAAUUAUUAUUUUUUUUCGUUUGUUUUUAUUUUAAUCUCCUCCUUAUUUUAAACGUGUUUUUAAUUAUUUGAUUCGUUUCGUACGCGAUUAUUCCACCGGAAUAGAGAGAAACGAUGUAAUGCUUAUUAUAAUUAAUAAUUUACGAAUAUUUUAAUUUUUUUUUCCGAUGAGGACGUUGGACUUCAAGAUCCUGAGCUGAUACUUACUAGUCGGUUCAUAUUUCGUCAUUGGCCCUUUUCGUGAUCCCUCAUGAAUUUUAAUGACUGAUACGAAUUUUUUGAUGGUGGAAAAACACUAAGGAGUAGAGCUGUUUCGAAUUAUUAUUGAGCUCUACUCAUUGUUAUACCAUUUUGUUUUACUUUUUAUUAUUAUUUAUUAUUAUCGUUUUAAUGUAUUCAUUUUAUCGAUUUUUCCCCUUCGUAUACGAUAUAAUUUUUACACGGUCUUUUUAUGAUGUAUAUUAGCUUUAUGUAUGUAUUUUAUCCUGUAAAACGAUUACAUUGCUGUUGCCUUGGAAGAGCAGAAAACCCAUGUUUGGUGUAAUUGGUACCAUUUGAAGUUGUUUUUGUUAUCAAAAUGUAUUAAUUUUGGAUGCUCGAAUGGCUAAGGUUUAUUGAAAAUCUGUUUCGAUCGAGGGAGAAAUACCUUAUUUUAGAUGUUUUCAAGUUACCAAUUUUGUUUUCCAAAAUGAUGAAAUUUUAGAAAAAUUUUUUCAUUAUUCAUCUUAAAUUAUUUCGACUUAUGAUCUUUCAUUUUUUUUUUCAAAGUUUUAUGAAUAUUUUAAAGAUUUUUUAUCCUUGGUUUUGCGAAUUUAAGGAAUUUGACUUUGAAAAUAGUCGUUAAUUUUCUUAUGCAUUUCUAGCUUGAUCGGUAGAUCGGUACUACAUAUAAACGUAAUAAAACAUCAAUUUAUUCUCUCUCGAUUGGCUAAAUAUUGUACAUUUUUUCGCCAAUGAACCUUAUCAAAUGGGUUUUCUGGACUUCUGACGAUUUUUUCCAACUAUGUAAAUAGAAUACAAUACCUACCUCUUGACAUUGUUUCGAGGAUCAUGAAAAUCGUCUUUACAGUAUUACCACCUCGAAGUGUGGUCAUUGUACAAAUUUUUUAAACGUUGCACUAGUCAUAUCAGAAUUUUAGCCGAUGUAUUGCUUUUUAUUAUUUUAAUCAUUUUUUUCUUUCACAUUUUACUACGGUAGGAUUCGAUUAUCGCGUUUUUGCCCUCUUCUUUUUGUCGUAAUCAAAAUGGUUUUUAAUAAAGUCGAUAUUCGUUGUACAUAUUAUAUAUUCGAUUUUGGUUUUUAAUACGCAGUUUGAGUCUUUCAUUUUUUUUCCUAUUUCGAGCAUGUGUCGUACGAUUUUAUUUUUAUUUUAUAUUUAUUCGAACGUGGAUCAGGUUUAUGGGGUAAUUUGGGGUAUAUUUUUGAAAACAGUGAUAACCAAAAUGUGAAACAACUAAAUAGGAGGUAUUUUACGUUGUUUCUCGAUGAACUUUUUUUUAUCUUUAAUUAACCCUGCUAAACAGAUUUUCUGCCAGUUGUAUUAUUUUUCUUUCGAAGAGCUUUUUACCUAUCUUGAUUCGUAUUUGGAAUUUGGAUUUUUUUUCACAACGUUCGUUGUUUCGGUUGUCUUAUUUCUUCUUUACCCAGCGACGUGAUUUUUUUUUUUUUUUUUUUUUCAUUCAUUCGUGUAUUCAAAGUCGGAAGUCUUUCAACGCGAUGUAGGAUGUCAACUCGAAUAUUUUCGAUUUUCUCUUUUUUUAUUAAUCUUUUCGAACUAAUUUAAUUACCUAUCUACGAUGGUUUGAAAUAUUGAGUUUGAUUUUUGAAUUUAAUUAUUCGCCUUGCCCAUUAUUUUUGAUUAAAAUAAGGAAAGAUAUCAAAAGUAUCGGAUAACGAUUUUUUUUAUUAAGUUUUAAUUCAUGUGUAAUUUCUAUGUACAAGGAUAAUUUCGAUGCACUUUUUUUUUACCAAUAUUGUUUCUAAGACAUCCAACUUGGAAACGUCACUUUAGCUAGGUUUCUUUUUUUCUAAAUGCUAGUCCGUCUAAUUUCGUAAGAUCGACUGAGCCGAAAAUAAUGUACGAUUGGAUAAAUAACGUCGAAGAUUGUAUUUUGCGUUUACGUAGACUUUGUAUUGAUUUUAUAACAUCUAAGGAUCAUGGUACGCUUGAUGGUUUCGUUAAAAAGGAUUUUUUUCCAUGGGGAUAUCGAGAUUAAUAAUGGUUAAUUACGUAAAUGCAUAUUUAUCGCUUCCUUUUUAUGUGUAUUUUACUGUUUUAAUUUGUAUAAAAGUCUUACGAAUACGUGGUAAGAAGUUAAGGAAUGUUUUCGUUUAAUUAAAUAAAAGGAAAAAAGUAAAAAACAAAAAAAAAACAUAAUUCGUGCAUAUUGUUAUCUGUGAUUGUAGUAUUUGUUGUGCAAAUAUAUUUUUGUCUUCGAUUGCAUAA